This is a messenger RNA of Drosophila pseudoobscura, 1918 nucleotides long. RefSeq names its product Odorant receptor 2a (gene Or2a). Gene Ontology annotation, biological process: sensory perception of smell; detection of chemical stimulus involved in sensory perception of smell. Gene Ontology annotation, molecular function: odorant binding; olfactory receptor activity. The transcript is spliced from 2 exons. The record is from RefSeq and is a predicted model, not a curated record. Bases 83 to 1252 code for a protein of 389 amino acids. NCBI's taxonomy places the organism in Eukaryota, Metazoa, Arthropoda, Insecta, Diptera, Drosophilidae. Gene Ontology annotation, cellular component: plasma membrane.
AACAUCUACGGCGAAUAUAGGCCCCGGCCAUACAUCCAGUUGACCAGACCAAAAGUCGAGCAGAGCCAGGAGCAGGACAACGAUGCAGCCCGGAAGUGAAAACCAGCCCGAACUGAACACCCACUCCGCCGUGGACUAUCACUGGCGGGUCUGGCAGCUGACCGGCCUGAUUCGUCCGGCAGGCAUCUCGAAAAGCCUCUACCGGACAUACGCGAUCGGCCUAAACCUGAUGGUCACUCUGCUCUUUCCGCUGAGCCUGCUGGCCCGGCUCAUCCUGACGCGCAGCAUGAAGGAGCUGUGCGAGAACCUAACCAUCACCAUCACAGACAUAACGGCCAACUUGAAGUUCGGAAACGUGUACCUAGUGCGGCGCCACCUCGGCGAGAUCCGCUCGCUGAUCCAGCAACUGGACUGCCGGGCCCUGGCGAUUUGCGAUCGCGAUGAGCUGUGCGCUCUCGUCCAGGCUGUGACGACUGCCCGGAACACAUUCCGCACCUUUGCAUGGAUCUUCGUGUGCGGCACCUCGCUAAGCUGCGUCCGUGUGGCCCUUGCCAGGAGCCGCCAGUUGCUCUACCCGGCCUGGUUCGGGGUAGACUGGAAGAACUCGAACGAGGCCUUUGUGGGAAUCUACGUGUACCAGCUGUUCGGCCUGAUCGUUCAGGCGGUGCAGAACUGCGCCAGCGACUCGUAUCCGCCGGCCUACCUCUGCCUGCUGACGGGCCACAUGAGGGCCUUGGAGGUACGGGUGGCCCGGAUCGGCUGCGAAUGCGCCAGUGGUCAGCAGAGCUACGAUCAGCUCCUGGCAUGCAUCCAAGACCUGACGCUCAUCCACCGGAUGCACACCAUCAUCCAGCAAAUCCUGUCCGUGCCUUGCAUGGCCCAGUUCGCGUGCUCCGUCGCCGUCCAGUGCACGGUCGCAAUGCACUUUCUGUACGUUGCCGAUGCCGACGACCGGCUGGCCAUGAUCCUCUCGGUCAUUUUCUUUGUGGCCGUCACCCUGGAGGUGUUCGUCAUCUGCUACUUCGGCGAAAAGAUGCGCACGCAGAGCGAGGCCCUUUGCAACGCCUUCUACGCGUGCAACUGGGUCGAGCAGCUGCCCCGUUUUCGGCGCGAUCUUCUCUUUACCCUAGCGCGGGCCCAGCGACCAUCGCUUAUACUCGCCGGCAGCUAUAUUCCCCUCACUCUGGAGACCUUUAAGGAGGUUAUGCAUUUCGCCUACUCUGCUUUCACACUCCUGCUGAGGGCCAAGUGAGGAUGUUCCAGCCAAUGCCUUGCCAACAAGUAAAAGAGUUGAGAGCGCAUAACCUGGGCAGUUCUUGACCAUAUUACACGCAGCCACUCCUAUCCUCACCAUUCUUAUCUCCAAUGAUCAAUAUAAACAAAGGUUUCCAAUCUUUUUUCCGGCAAGUGAAAGAGCUUAGUGGAACAAAUUUGGGCAGACACCGAUUGAAAAUACAGAUUUUAGUUGCAUGCGCUAUUCCUUAUUGCACUUCGACCAUGUGAAAAAAUCGUUCAAAAUGGAACGGGUUUUUAUGUUGACAUUAGGUUUAAUUAAUUAAUUUUAACUGUUAAUUAAACCUACAAAUCUGGCAAAGGCAGGGGUUCAGGUUGGGCAAUUUUUCUUUUUAAAGAUAAAUAAUUGCAAAACACCACAGAAUUCAAACGGCCCAGCAACAAAAGAGAAGAGACGGGUUUUUGCGGUCAACGAUUCAAAUCCCGAUUGGAACGAAACCUGACGCAAUAUUCAAUCUGACCUGGUAAGCUGUGCGCAUUAAUGUCUCUUAAUGUUUGGUUUGGAAUAACUACAUAUUACCAAAAAUGAUUUACGUUGUUUUUAUUUAUUUUUAAUUUAAUGAUAAGCACAUUCGCACAGGAAAAACAUUUAUUGGAGCAAUUAAAGAUCAAAUCUAUAACGUUA